AUCAAAUCCUACAUAGCCUACAAAGUCAAUAUUUCAAACCCAUUAAAACUGAAUUUCAAUCGUCAAAUUAGAGUUUAUUCCUCACAAAUUUCUAAAAAUUCCUUCCUUUAAGAGGACUACACGAUUCUUUACAAGUCUUAAGAACAGCAGCAACAUGAUGAAAAAAGUAUUCUUUACACGGAAACCCAAGGCUAAGAAGAAGAAUCUGGGACCCUGUACGCCCGUGAGGACAAUACGUACUCUCACAAUGGCCGGCAACAUCGAACAGCGUCCGUGGACACCAACUGUGCGCACUGGCAGAAUUGCCGCAGAAACCUCUAAUCCGGGACCAGCCAUAGUCACAUUGCCCACUCUUAUAGGCAGCAAAGUACCGGACUCAAAGAAAAAGGGCGCUCCCUCGUAUACGUUUGGUCACAAACUAACCAGCCGGGAUGAGACAACAGGACCUGGUCCGGCUCAGUACAAUGUGUCGGGCCUACGACCAAAAGGUAAAGAUCAUCCACGGGCAGCAACUUUACAGAGUCGCCCCAAAGAGCUGAGCUGUUUUGUGAAUCCCGGACCUGGGGAAUACGAUGUCCUGCCAGCGUCCAAGGCUGUCAUAGAUGCCACGCCCAAGUAUACAUUUGGCAAGAAGCCAGCGAGCGCAAAGUUUCAAUUAAUACCAGGUCCCAACCAUUAUCAAGUGGUGCCACUUGAUGUUAUUACGCGCGCGCCUCGAUAUUCCUUUCGCAUUAAGGUUAACGUAUACCUAGUUAACAAUCCAGCGCCAAAUAGCUAUUGUCCUGAAAAGGUCACGCAAUCAAGAAAGAAUGCGCCACGUUACACAUUUGGUAGACGAACAAAAAUCCAACACGAUCUGAAUACACCAGCUCCGGGCGCAUAUUGUCCUGAAAAGGUAAAGCUGAGCAAGACACCAGAAUUCAGUUUUGGCAUUAAGCAUCACGAGCUGCGUCCAGACUAUACGCCAGCACCCGGCACAUAUAGUCCUGAAAAAUCUAAAUUGCACGCGACACCCGCUUUUAGCAUCAAAGGCAAAGCAACGCACGAUGUGGUUGAUGCCACACCAGCCCCUGGCGCAUACGAGCCUGAGAAAUGUGUGCUUAGUAAAACGCCUGCCUACAGUUUUGGUCAACGUGUUCAAGUCACGAAGACACAAGACACACCAGCUCCUGGCACGUAUCAGCCAGAGAAAGUGCGCUUGGAUUAUGCUCCCGCCUACACGCUAACAGGUCGUCAUGAACUGAAAACUGUAAGCUUUACACCAGCUCCAGGUUCAUAUGCUCCGGAAAAGUAUCGCACCGAUCACACACCAGCAUUCAGCUUCGGGGGUAAGCAUGAGCAGCGCCUCGAUAGCUUCACUCCAGCACCGGGAGACUAUUGUCCUGAAAAAGUACGGCACGAUCAUAAUCCUGCUUAUUCAUUUGCCGGCCGUCAUGACACACUCAAAACAAGGGAAACUCCAGCACCUGGCACCUAUGAUUUGGCAAAAGUGCGAUUAGAUCAUAAUCCUGCGUUCUCCUUUGCUGGUCGACACGAUCUUCAAAAACCAAGUGAGACCCCUGCCCCAGGAGCAUACUAUCCAGAGAAAGUUCGUCAGGAUCAUAAUCCGGCUUUCUCCAUGGCUGGCAAACAUGAUCAAAAGAUCCUAAAUGGCACUCCAGCCCCUGGAGAUUACUCUCCCGAAAAGUCCCGCCUAGAUCAUACUCCCGCUUAUAGUUUUGGAGGAAGAAAUGAUCCUAAAGUAGAAAAUAAUACUCCUGCUCCUGGUGAUUAUCACCCUGAGAAGGUUAGACUAGAUCACAAUCCUGCUUUUUCCUUUGCUGGUCGACAUGAUCUUCAAAAACCAAGUGAAACCCCAGCUCCUGGAGCAUAUUCGCCUGAAAAGGUGCGGCAAGAUCAUAAUCCUGCAUUUUCAAUGGCGGGCAAACAUGAUCUAAAGAUCUUGAAUGGCACCCCAGCACCAGGAGAUUAUUCUCCCGAGAAGUCUCGUUUAGACCAUACUCCUGCAUUUUCCUUUGCUGGUCGUUACGAUCUGCAAAAACCAAGUGAAACUCCUGCUCCAGGAGCUUACUAUCCCGAAAAGGUUCGACACGAUCACAAUCCUGCGUUCUCAUUAGGUGGUAAACAUGACGCUAAGAUCACAAAUGGCACGCCAGCACCAGGAGAUUACUCCCCAGAAAAAAGUAAACUGGAUCACUCUCCAGCCUAUACCUUUGGUGGAAAAAAUGAACCUAAAGUAGAGAAUCACACACCAGCCCCUGGCGAUUACCAUCCGGAAAAGGUUCGACUGGAUCACAAUCCCGCUUUCUCUUUCGCUGGUCGACACAAUAUUCAUAAAACUAGUGAUACUCCCGCCCCUGGAGCUUAUUCACCUGAAAAGGUCCGACAAGAUCAUAAUCCUGCAUUUUCCAUGGCUGGAAAGCACGAUCCUAAAAUUGUUAAUGGAACACCAGCCCCUGGAGAUUACUCUCCUGAGAAGUCUCGCCUAGAUCACAACCCUGCAUUUUCCUUUGGUGGACGUCACGAUCUUCAAAAACCAAGUGAUACUCCUGCCCCUGGAGCUUAUUUCCCCGAAAAAGUAAGACAAGAUCAUAAUCCUGCAUUUUCCAUGGCUGGCAAACAUGAUCCCAAAAUCGUUAAUGGGACACCAGCCCCUGGAGAUUACUCUCCAGAGAAGGCUCGGCUAGAUCACAACCCCGCCUAUAGCUUUGGAGGAAGGAAUGAUCACAAAAUAGAUAAUAAUACUCCUGCCCCCGGUGAUUAUCAUCCCGAGAAGGUAAGAUUAGAUCACAAUCCUGCCUUUUCAUUUGGUGAACGUCACGAUCUACAAAAGCCAAGUGAUACCCCAGCUCCCGGAGCUUAUUCCCCUGAGAAAGUCCGACAAGAUCAUAAUCCCGCAUUCUCAAUGGCUGGCAAGCAUGAUCCAAAAAUACUAAACGGGACUCCUGCGCCAGGAGAUUACUCUCCAGAAAAGUCUCGCCUAGAUCAUAGUCCUGCUUUUUCUUUCGCUGGCCGUCACGAUCUUCACAAACCAAGUGAAACCCCCGCUCCAGGAGCUUACUAUCCUGAGAAGGUCCGCCAGGAUCAUAAUCCUGCAUUCUCUCUAGGUGGGAAACAUGAUCCUAAGAUCUCAAAUGACACACCAGCUCCAGGAGAUUACUCUCCGGAAAAGAGUAAACUCGAUAAUACUCCUGCGUACACCUUUGGAGGAAGGAAUGAUCCGAAAAUUGAAAACAAUACUCCGGCUCCCGGUGAUUACCACCCUGAAAAGGUGCGAUUGGACCACAACCCCGCUUUCUCUUUCGCCGGACGCCACGAUCUUCAAAAGCCCAGUGAAACCCCAGCUCCAGGAGCCUAUUAUCCUGAGAAGGUUCGCCAGGAUCAUAAUCCGGCAUUCUCGUUAGGUGGCAAGCAUGAUCCUAAAAUCUCAAAUGACACACCAGCACCAGGAGAUUACUCUCCCGAGAAGUCCCGCUUAGAUCAUACUCCUGCCUAUAGCUUUGGUGGAAGGAAUAAUCCCAAAAUAGAAAAUAUUACUCCCGCCCCCGGUGAUUAUCACCCAGAGAACGUAAGACUAGAUCACAACCCUGCCUUUUCAUUUGCUGGUCGCCACGAUCUUCAAAAGCCUAGUGAAACCCCAGCUCCAGGAGCUUACUAUCCUGAGAAGGUUCGUCAGGAUCACAAUCCUGCAUUCUCGCUAGGUGGUAAAUAUGAUCCUAAGAUCUCAAACGACACUCCAGCUCCAGGAGAUUACUCUCCAGAAAAGAGUAAGCUUGAUAAUACCCCUGCGUUCACCUUUGGUGGAAGAAAUGAUCCGAAAGUUGAAAACAAUACUCCCGCCCCCGGUGAUUACCACCCGGAGAAGGUUAGACUUGAUCACAACCCUGCUUUUUCCUUUGCUGGACGGCAUGACCUUCAAAAGCCAAGUGAUACACCUGCCCCUGGAGCUUAUUCCCCUGAAAAAGUCCGACAAGACCAUAAUCCUGCAUUUUCCAUGGCUGGAAAGCACGAUCCAAAACUCCAGAACGGCACUCCGGCGCCAGGAGAUUACUCCCCAGAUAAAUCUCGCCUAGAUUAUACUCCUGCUUUCUCCUUCGCUGGCCGACACGAUCUUUACAAGCCAAGUGAAACCCCUGCUCCAGGAGCUUACUAUCCUGAAAAAGUUAGGCAAGAUCAUAAUCCCGCCUUUUCUAUGGCUGGCAAACACGAUCCUAAACUCGUUAAUGGAACCCCAGCUCCAGGAGAUUACUCCCCUGAAAAGACCCGCCUUGAUCAUACUCCAGCCUAUAGUUUUGGAGGAAAGAAUGAUCCCAAAAUGGAGAAUCACACGCCAGCCCCUGGUGAUUAUCACCCAGAAAAAGUUAGACUAGACCACAACCCCGCCUUUUCCUUCGCUGGUCGCCACGAUCUUCAUAAGCCAAGUGAUACCCCUGCUCCUGGAACAUACUCUCCAGAGAAGGUCCGACAAGAUCAUAAUCCUGCUUUUUCCAUGGCUGGUAAACAUGAUCCAAAGAUCUCAAACGACACACCAGCACCAGGAGACUAUUCACCUGAAAAGACACGCCUGGAUCAUACACCUGCUUACACAUUUGGCGGCAAAUACGACCCCAAAGUGGACAAUCAUCAACCAGCGCCAUGUGACUACUCGCCCGAGAAAGUUCGUCUUGAUCAUACACCCGCCUACACAAUUGCAGGUCGUACGAUCAUUGAACAUGUAAGCCAUACUCCAGCGCCCUGUGACUACAGACCAGAGAACUGUCAGCUAGAUGGCACGCCAGCUUUCACCUUUGGCAUGAAACUGCAUCGGGAGUAUAUCAGUGAUACACCAGCACCCACUGCAUAUGAGCCGGAAAAGCACACACAAAACACACCAGCCUUCACGUUUGGCACGAAAACUGAGAUUAAAGUCUCCACCGACGCACCUGCCCCCGGACAUUACCAUCCCGAACAAUGCAAGCUUGAUAGUUCGCCGGCAUAUAGUUUUGGUAUUAAGACCUUAUCUAUGCCGCCUAUUCCUGAACCUAAAGGUGUUUACAUCGAAGAUCGUAUACUCCAACGACGUGAACGGCGCUUGGGAAGUCCCGUACGAGGCAAUGGCAUUGAUAGCACCGCCAACACCACAACCACCACAACAACAACUGUCACUGAGAAGUCCAUUGUAAAUGGCGUCAAUGCGACAGCAAGUCAAGGAGAUCAAGAGACAACAAAGACAAUCAGAACAAAGCACAGCAGCAACACAAAUGGCACAAUUUGCACUGAUCUUAAGCCCACCAAAAACACAAGCACCACAACAACUACAACGACGACAACGAAAACUCUGGCAAAUGAGGAUGGGCAACGAGGCAAGUCGGUGCAGACAACGCUGCAUCACUCAGCAAGUGGACAUUUCCAGGGUGACAAUAUGCAGGUAACAGCCAGGGGCACAGCUGAUGCCACCACGAACAAGUCGGCCAACACGAGCACCCGCACAGUGGUGCAGAAGGAUGGUAGCAUUGUGACCAGCAGUCAGACGACCAGGUCAAGUAGAGUCAAGUACGCUGUGGAGGCGAGCAGCGUGCAAGAGAAGAUCAUCAGCUCCUAAUGUCUAUAAGAUACCCACUGUGUUGGGCAGCAGCAAGGAGGGUCCCAUACGUUCGGCCCCGGCCUACACCAUGGCUGGUCGGGAGAAGGACUCGCAAAUACCUUCCCUCGUCCUGCCGGGUCCCGGCUAUUACGAUGGCGA
This is a messenger RNA of Drosophila albomicans, 5722 nucleotides long. RefSeq lists its product as uncharacterized. NCBI's taxonomy places the organism in Eukaryota, Metazoa, Arthropoda, Insecta, Diptera, Drosophilidae. Gene Ontology annotation, cellular component: cytoskeleton. The record is from RefSeq and is a predicted model, not a curated record.